This is a messenger RNA of Silurus meridionalis, 2644 nucleotides long. It is a transcript of the gene ca7, whose product is annotated as carbonic anhydrase VII. Bases 120 to 911 code for a protein of 263 amino acids. Lineage: Eukaryota; Metazoa; Chordata; Actinopteri; Siluriformes; Siluridae. The record is from RefSeq and is a predicted model, not a curated record. Gene Ontology annotation, molecular function: carbonate dehydratase activity; zinc ion binding. The transcript is spliced from 7 exons. Gene Ontology annotation, biological process: regulation of intracellular pH. Gene Ontology annotation, cellular component: cytoplasm.
CUGCCUCCCCACAUACAAUGAAACCUCUCUACCGGGUAGCUUUCAGACACAAACCCCCAAAGAAGCAGAAGAGUUUUCCCUGCUGUCUGUGAUCAUUUCCAGCAUUUCAUCAGCUCAGAAUGACUGGCCAUAAAUGGGGUUAUGGUGAAGAGGAUGGUCCAUCUGCAUGGCACAAAUCCUACCCCAUCGCCCAAGGAGCUCGCCAGUCCCCCAUUAACAUCGUCCCUGAGGAGGCAGUUUAUGACAGCCGUCUUCCAGGCAUCUCGCUCAGCUAUGACAACUGCACUUCUCUGACUAUAUCCAACAACGGACACUCUGUGGUGGUGGAGUUUGAGGAUGUGGAUGAUAGAUCAGUGAUCCAAGGAGGCCCUCUGGAAAAUGCAUACCGCCUGAAACAGUUCCAUUUCCACUGGGGGGGAAAAGACUGCGACGGCUCUGAACACACUGUCAGUGGGAAGACCUACGUGUCCGAGCUCCACCUGGUGCACUGGAAUGCUGUGCGCUAUCGCACCUUCGCUGAGGCUGCUGCAGCUCCUGAUGGCUUGGCUGUGCUGGGGAUCUUUCUGGAGAAAGGAGACGACCACAAAGAUCUACACACAAUAACCGACGCCUUAUAUAUGGUCAAAUUCAAGGAAAGCGUCGCAAAUUUCAAAGGUUUCAACCCGAAGUGCCUCCUACCUUCCAAUCUGAAGUUCUGGACGUACCCCGGCUCUUUGACCACGCCUCCGCUGCAUGAAAGCGUCACAUGGAUCGUUCUGGCUGAACCUAUUCGAGUCUCAGAGAAGCAGAUGGGAAAGUUUAGGAUGUUGCUCUUUAGCGGUGAAGAGGAGGAACAGAGGAAACGCAUGGAGAACAACUUCCGCCCUCCACAGCCCCUGAAGGGCAGGACGGUCCGCGCCUCCUUUAAGUAGCCCCAUGAUCACCACACUGACAAUGUUUUUUUUUUUUUUCUCUGCAAUCUGGAAAUGUGUAGAUUUCGUUUUCUCUUUAGGAAGUCAGGCACGUUGUGAGGAACAACCGCAACGAGUGGAGAACUGUGAAAGCACUUAGGAACACUGUGUAGGUUUCUACGUCAUGUAGGCUGCCAAGAAACAUGCAUUCUAAAUGUCGUAGCAUUGAGCUGAGUAGAGAUGAAAGUCUGAGCUGACGAUGCAAACAUAUGAGCAGCUUUUCAUCUUUUCCAUUAAAGUUUUCUCACCAGUUUCUAUAAACCAGUAGAAGAAUGUUUUUUAUUUACUUUGAUUGCCUGAGCCAUUGAACAGUUCUGAGAUCAGCCUGGUUUGAAGUGAUCCACCCUCAGGUGCGUGCAGCGACUCCGACUUUCCUGCGACAGACCUUCUGCUUUCACACAUCAUUUGGAUAGUAAGAAACCUCUGGCAGACCGCGUUUAAUCUCUUCACCGCUCAUUAUCCUGACCAAAUGAUGGAACUUAGGAAAGAUAUUUCCAUGGCUGUGCCCUGAAGCUUUUUCUGAUCUGUUCCUUUCUUAUCUGCUCUCCUUUACGAUGCAUUUUGCUUUGUUAGUGCUUUUAUUGUGUGAUUUUGUUCUGCUGAUGAUUCGUGUCCAUUGUGACUUCACUUUAACCUCAUUGAUUAGUAAAACAUUUGAUGCUAAUGACCUGCAAUGAGAUGAAACGCUGCUAAAACUUAUAGAAAAAAAACCCAACCUUGUGUGAAGUAAAAUGGGUAGAAUUCUGUAUUUCUCACUCAAAUCUUGGGUUUGUUCUAAAAAUGAAAAUUGUGAUGGUUUUUUUGAUGCAAUAUUGUGUGUAAUGUCUCAAUUCUCCAACGUCUGAAGCUCAACACUGGAACAACUUGACACUGGAACAUGGGCAGAUUUUUCUCCCUGUGAUGUACAUUUUAUUUACAGACAAACGUUUGUUGACACCAAACUUAGUUUCUUGUGUUUUUUCAACAUCCCAUUCCACAUUCAGUUCACAUUUACAGUUAUAAUGAUCUCCACUCUUCUGGGAAGAUGUUCCUCAUUACACAGGGGUGUUAGUAAAGUCAGGUCCUGAUGUAGAUGAGGUGAGGAGGCCUGGGGGUGCAGUCAGCGUUCAUAUUCAUCACUAAAAGUGUUCCAUAGGGUUUAUAGCAGACCACUCAAGAUCUUCAUGGGUCUGGAUUUGUGCAUUCUCGUGCUGGAACAGGUUUUUUCUGUCUCCUAGUUUAAAUAAAGGGAAAAUCCAUGCUUCUGCAUCCACAAGCAUCCUGUAAUAAACUCAAGUCUGCAUUACGGCUGUGGUUUUUCAUCUAAACACUUUGCAUCAGCAUGCUGCAGUAGAUACUUAUUUUCUUCUGUUGAGUCUUUACAGAAUUACUGUUCUGAUCACUUGGUUUUAUGAUAAAACUUCACUCAUCACCCUGGAUGGAGAAAAGCUCCAUUUUCUUUUACAGUACGUGGGUACAGCAGCUUUACAUUCUUUAUUUUGUUUUUAUAAAGGUGUGUAUUUGCUUUCUUGCUCCACAUUAUAUCAUUUUAAUCACACGUUUCUGCGUCUUCAUAAUAUGGUUUAGAAAGAUCUUAGAAAUUAUUGAAAUACCUCUCGGGAUUACUGAAUGAACUUGUGCUUUAAUAAACUAUUUAUUGUCAUUUUCUUUUUCCAUUGAAAGAAGUCUGAUCAUUUCAAUAAAAAUUAAAACAA